Messenger RNA from Trametes versicolor FP-101664 SS1, 2923 nucleotides. RefSeq names its product Rho family guanine nucleotide exchange factor CDC24. NCBI's taxonomy places the organism in Eukaryota, Fungi, Basidiomycota, Agaricomycetes, Polyporales, Polyporaceae. Gene Ontology annotation, biological process: septin ring organization; establishment of cell polarity. Gene Ontology annotation, cellular component: nucleus; mating projection tip; division septum. Gene Ontology annotation, molecular function: guanyl-nucleotide exchange factor activity; protein binding. The record is from RefSeq and is a predicted model, not a curated record. The transcript has 7 exons. Bases 50 to 2923 code for a protein of 957 amino acids.
GCCGCCGUCCUGCUCGCCCAAGGCCUCCCCUUCCUCUCUUUCGCCCCUGAUGGCCUCCGUAGCGGCCCGCAAAAAGUCCAUGAUCGGCGCACCACCCACAAUCGAUUCGCCUGUCGCCAACAAUACUCUACUCAACAAGGCUGCCUCUCAGUCCACCUCUCUCUAUCAGCAAUGCUCCUCUCUACGCACUCGCCUUAUGCAUCUUCAAGGAUUCUCAGACUGGUUCACUGCCGCCGCUCAGCCAGACUCCUCACGGCGAUCAACCGACCCCGUAACCCAACUCUGGGACGUUUUCGCACUCGGCGUCCCCUUGUGCUACCUCUUCAAUCUCCUUCCCUCUACCACCCCCAUCCAAGUGAACACUGACGUGCAAAGCUAUGACCCCUCGAACGAGCGCACGAGGAAGCACGCGAUCGCCCUCUUCUCUAUGAACGUGAAGCAAGUAUCGGGAUGCGAGGGAUUCACCGUGAGGGAUCUUUGGGACCGUAACUCUACCGAUGGCUUCGUAAAGGUCGUGAGCAAUGUCAUCAACCUCGUCGAGCAGUUGCCCGAUGACUUGUUCAUGGCGACACCGCCAGCAUCUCCCAAGCUCUCGUCGGCUCUGGCAUCCACGGAAUCGCUUACAUCCGACAACUCUCUCGUAGCGUCAACCGUCGAGCCGGGCGGUGCGCGCGCCAAUAUCAUCAAGGAACUCGUCGACACGGAGCGGAAGUACGUACAAGACUUGGAAGUCAUGCAGAGAUACUGUGAUGAAGCGGUCAAGUAUAUCGACCGCGACACGUUGCACUUGCUCUUCCCUGGCCUCAACAAGCUUCUCAACUUUCAGCGAAAGUUUCUGAUCAAGGUCGAGAGCAUCGCCGAGUUGUCAUGGAACGAGCAGAGAUGGGGUGUUCUAUUCUCUGAGAACGAAGAAGAUUUCGCUGUGUAUGAGCCGUAUUGCGCCAACUACACUAUGGCGUCGGAGAUUAUGAUCCAGGAGGAGCUGAAUCUGACGGCGCUUAAUCAUAUCAUCAAUGUGAAGGGCGAACUUCCCGCCUUCCUAAUCAAGCCGGUGCAGCGCAUCUGCAAGUAUCCGUUGCUUUUGGAGUCGCUUUUGAAAGCCGUGAACAACACCGAGUAUAACUUCGUCGAAGAGCUGAAGGCCGGAGUCGGCGCAGCAAAGCGUAUCACUGAUAAGAUCAACGAGGCGCAGCGACGGGCGGAGAACGACGCAACGGUGAAGAACCUCGAAGGCCGCGUCGAGGACUGGAAAGGACACCACAUUUCCAACUUCGGCUCUCUGCUCCUGGACGACGUGUUCAGCGUCACUAAGUCCGAGGUCGACCGGGAGUAUCACGUCUUCCUUUUCGAGAAGAUCAUUCUUUGUUGCAAAGAGUACGUACCGCAACCGGGCAACGGCAAGAAGGUCGGCAAGAGCAACUCGAUCCUCAAGAAGCCUUCUUCGCCCUCGUCGACUUUCGGUCCUGGACCGAGCGGUAGCAAGAAGAAGAGCACUCCCUUGUUGCUAAAGGGGCGCAUUUUCUUGAACAACGUCACCCAGGCGGUGCCGAAGAACAUUGCAGUCUUGCUAGGCCAAUACUCGCUCGCCGUGUGGUGGCGCGGUGACGACGAUUUGGAGUUCUUCACUCUGCGAUGCCGGAAUGAGGAGCAGCUCAAGAUGUGGGAGAAUCAGCUCAACCGGCUGAUCAAGGAGACCGCGAGCCGCCGCACGUCGGACCGCAACGUCUCCCGCCUCGCCCAGGUCGCAAACAGCACCAACCCGUCCCCACAGAUACGGUCAGCACACAACUCGUACGCGCAAGAGCGCAGCUCCAUGUUCUCCCAGUCAACCGGCUACUCGUCUGGUGUCCCUUUCUCGGCGACGAUCAACGGGUCGCGCAGCAUGCGGCACCCGUACGCGAACGAGGAGCACGCGCUCCCUUCCGCAUCCGCGCAUAGUCACUUCAGCAAUGGUUUCGUGCAGGGAGGUCCUCAGGGCUAUCCCCCGCACGAUGGGUUUGAACUCGAUCCCGAAGACGAGUAUGAAGACUACCCGCCGACCAGCGCGAACUCGGCGUCCGGACGUGGGACGCCUAUGGGACAGCAGCGGAGGCCAGACUUCCCCUACCCGCAGAGCGCGCGGAACAGCGGACAAGCGUCCUCUCCCAUCCUCUCGGGCGGUAUGGGCGGAUUCCAGCCCCCUGCGUCUGCCCGCCCAGCUGCGCGCUCAACGAGCAGCUAUGCAUCGGAAGCGAGCUUCGCCCCGAGCGUGCAGAGUCGACCGACGCUGCGCAGCAAGUUCAGCUCGACGCGUCUGGCGGCUGCCUAUGAGCAGUCGGAUUCGCGCGGAGCGAGCCCGAUGCCGACGCACCAGCCGAUGCGCUCGCGCAGCGCCAGCCAGCCAAGUGCGUACCACCACCAUUCGCAGCAGCCCCCUCCGCCCCUUCCGACGUCUGCGUGGAUAGACCGGUCGCAGAACUCGCUCCCGACCAGCAAGCGUGGCAGCGGCUCCAGCCAAUCUACAGGCGACAGCUCCGACUACUCUCCUCACACGAGCAGCUCCCCCAUCACUCCUUACGGCUCGAGCGAGUCGUCACUGGCAGGCGUAUCUAUGGGUCGCUCAGGCCGCUCCCAUAUGGACCCGUCAAUGGGCCCGCCACCGCUCAAGGAGGAGCUCCGUCUCUCUCCGCCUGUGAAGAUCAAGGUGCACUUUGGCGAGGACAUCUUCGUCAUACAAGUGCCGCGAUCGACAGAGUACGCCGAGCUUGUCGACAAGGUCGGCAAGAAGAUCCGACUUUGCGGGCCGAGGCGAGACGACGGUCCCCUGCGCGUGAAGUACAAGGACGAGGACGGCGACCUGGUAUCGUUGGGGUCGACGGAGGACGUUCAGAUGGCGUUCGAGUCCUUCCGCCCCGGCAACCAAGUAACACUCUACGUGCAGUGA